Schizosaccharomyces cryophilus OY26 is the source of this 1699-nucleotide messenger RNA. Its product is annotated as WD40/YVTN repeat-like protein. The record is from RefSeq and is a predicted model, not a curated record. NCBI's taxonomy places the organism in Eukaryota, Fungi, Ascomycota, Schizosaccharomycetes, Schizosaccharomycetales, Schizosaccharomycetaceae. The transcript is spliced from 2 exons. Bases 149 to 1441 code for a protein of 430 amino acids. Gene Ontology annotation, molecular function: protein binding.
AUUUUUUUUAGGUUUAAAGGGUUUCUUAACUUUUCAUAGUCAUAAGCAUUUUUUUUUAUUUUUUCGUUCUCCUUCUUGCCGUACCACUAGCACCAAAUUUUGGAAAUUUUGAAAAAGCAGUAUUUUUCUUAUUAUUUCCUAAUUCUGAAUGACAAAUGGGGAUUUCGAUGAGCAAUACUUAAUCCCUGAAAGUGGAGCGGUAAUUCAGGAUUAUCUUGAUGACUUUCUGUAUACCUCAUGGUAUACGGGAAAACGAGACCUCAUUGAGUUGGAUAGCUAUGGAUUUCCUACAGAAGCCAACUUUAGAGUGAGCACUGAUCCAUUAGUUGGAACUACAGUCCGUCAGAGUAUUGAUUUUCAGGGAAUCCCUUGGGGAAAUGAAGCGAUUGGACCUAGGGAAUAUUUUCGUCUUUAUAGACUGCAUACGUACAGCUUGGCUUGUAAUCAUUCCGACUGGUCUCCGGACGAAUUGUCUAUAGACGAUGUUCGAAUUUCCCCGUAUGAUCCAUUUUUCGAGUUUCAUACCUUCUAUAAAACUCCAGUGUGCGUGAAAAAUCAUUUUCAUCUUUGCAAGAACCUUGCAUUCUUCGGGGAAUACAGUAUUCUUUAUGUUAGCAACUCUGGUAUCCAAGGACAGAAUUUAUUGACUAAAGAAGUGGCCGACGUGUUUGACUUUCGUAAUAGUAUCUUACAGAAAAAUUCUAUCUGCUGUUUAUCAACUUCUCAGCAACUAGGGUGCUUUAGUACUUUAUACGGACAGUAUGGUAUUUUUAAUCCAAAAACUCAAAGUUGCAGCAUUCGAAAGAUGCAUGACGAGUCCAUCAACCAUAUACAAUUGUUAGACUACAAAGGUUUGGCAGUUCUUGGAUGUAACGACGGAACAGUGGCUUUGGAAGAUAUAGAAAAGACUGGUAAUCAAGUAAUUUUCCGUGGCACAGAUGCUGUCAAUAGUAUACAUCCUUCUCCUGAUUUAUCUUUAUUAUUGAUUUGUUCAGAUUGCAAGCGUGUGCCAUUAUUCGAUUGGAGGUCAAACCAAGUGGUCGAUGAGAUUUUUCACUCUGAUUCUGUUCUUACUGGAUCAUGGCAUCCAAAUGGACAUAUUCUUGCAACAGGAGGACAGGACACUACCUUAAAGAUAUGGGAUUCAAGGUUUUUUAAAUAUCCAAUUCGCACGCUGGGAAGCCAAAUGAGUGCUGUUACUAACGUAGUAUUCUCUUCCACCGGCGACAGUCUUGCUGCAGUUGAACAAGCUGAUUUUGCGCAAAUCUAUAACACCAAGACGUUCAGUGAUUGCCAAGUUAUAGAUUUUUUCGGUGAAGUAUCCGGCGCAAACUUCUCUCCUUCCGGCGACACGUUCAUCGUUGGCUUAGAUGAUCCCAUGCUUGGUGGGAUCAUGGAGUUUCGAACAUCCAUUCCCAGUCAUCUAACCUGCUUUUUUUGAUAGGUUCUAAGUCUUUAUACUUACGAUUAGACUUUGAAUGAUUAAUAUUUUCUUGCUUUAAUUUCAUAUGUUGCAUACACAAUUGCUUUUUGUCUAAUGUCUUGAUUUUAAAUUCUAAAAGAAAACUGAACAUAACAUUAACAUUAAUCUAUCCCAACCCUAACUAUUCAGAAAGCCAUCUUAUACAUCAAUACACAUAAUUUAUACCCUAUUUUUCAUUCUGUUGGCGACAUUUUGGACAUUGUUCGUCAACCUCAU